Molecule: messenger RNA, 2106 nt
Organism: Drosophila bipectinata
Lineage: Eukaryota; Metazoa; Arthropoda; Insecta; Diptera; Drosophilidae
Source: RefSeq, a predicted model, not a curated record
UGUGUUUCAUUCCGAGGCGCUUGCUCCGAAACGAAGAUCCCGCCGUGAGAAACGCGUCGUUCCGUCCGCUCGAAAUUCAGAUACCUAAUUCAGAUACCAAUAUAUAUUUAUAUUAAAAUAUAAAUGCCCGAUUAUUUAUGGUUUUUCGUGUGACCGCGAGCAGCUUAAAUUAAUAAUAUUCAGCAGAAAAUAGGCGUGAAAAUAAAAUAAAUUUGUGACCAAUUUAAAUACAAAUUAAGCCACAAAAUGAGCCUAAAGUUGGUGGCAAUCGCUUGUGUUUUUCUGGCCUUGGGAUUAAGCCAGGUCCUGGCCGCUGCCGUAACCACAGUGCGUCCUUACAAGUUCGGCUUCACCAUCGACGAGCAACAACAUCGAGCGGAGCAAAGAGAUGAACGCGGCAUUGUUAUGGGCGAGUUUGGGUUCAUCACCGCCGAUGGAAUCUAUCAUGUGACGGUCUAUGCCACCGACGAGGAGGGCAGGUUCCGGAUAAUAUCCAUGAAGAGCUACCCCUACGCAGGACCCGUUUCGACCAAGUCCUCGCCGGCUACCACAACACCGAAGGCUUUGCCAGUGGCAGCCACUCCGCCCAGGAGUGCAUUUAAUACGGAGGGAUGUGCUGGAUGUUUCCUGAAGAAGACCUCCGUUGCGAGCGCAGGAAAAACCGAGAUUCGCACCCUGUCCAAGCCUCUUGAGCCAUCGAAUGCUCAGGCAGCACCAGGUAAUGAUCGGGGAGUAAAUGUGGAGCUGCCGUUCCGUAAUUCCCUUGAACAGGCUAUCCUGGGCCUGCCCCAGGGAACUCCCCUCACACUUACACAUCACAACACCUACACGAACACCGACACGAGCGCACCCACCAAACAAAUCCAUCAGGGUCUUGACCUGGCCAUGAAGACGUACACCACGACGAAACAGGCGGUAACAGGACACGUGAGUACUCAGACACAAAGCUCCCACUCGCCGAAAAGCCCCCACACAGUGGACUUCAAUGUGGGCGUGAUCGUAAAGGAGUCAACGGCAUCGAGCCACAACCCUCUGAACAUCAAGUUGAGUCAGGCGGACUUCAGGAAACCGAGCCCCUACAGUGGAGGUAAUGCAGCGCUCUUGCCCCUUUCCAAACAGCCCCUUGUCCCUCCUGCCACAGUGCCCGCCAGUGAUGUGAAAAUCUUUGCCGUCGGAAGUUCAGGACCUCAAGCUGCCAGCUCCAACAUCCAGAAGAUCACCCAACAUCCGGCCGCUGGCUUUGGCCAUGUUACCAAAUCGGGAGUUUUGGCCGCCAAGAGGGUUUCCUCCUCCAAGUCAUCGUCGUCUGCGGGCGCCCCUAGGGUUCCAACAUACACUCCAACACCAACACUCAAUACACACACACCACUUUCCAGUUCACCAACCCUUACGAGAGUUUCUGGAGAAGCAGCCAAUGCAGCAACCGGAAAUGCAGCCCCAGCCAAUAAGUACGGUGGAAGCGGUUCUUCCGGAGUAGGAGGAGGACCCUCCGGCGCAGGUUUAUUUGGAGGAAACAAGGCUUCUGGCGGAUCAUCUAGCGGUGCGUUUGGAUCUGGUGGAGGCGCUGGAUCUGGUGGAUCAUCUAGUGGGGCUUUUGGACCUGGUGGUGGCGCUGGAGGAUCAUCUAGCGGUGCUUUUGGGUCUGGUGGAGGCACUGGAGGAUCAUCUAGCGGUGCUUUUGGACCUAGUGGAGGCCCCCAGAGAGGCAACACUGUUUCGGGAACCAUUAGCCGUGGUGGUGCCACAGGUGCAGGUGCAUCCGGCGCCACGGGAGACCUGUACAAGUUUAAGUACAUCCUUGACUACAACGGACACGAGGAGACCGGCGGUCGCAAUGGCGACAAACAGGGCAGCUACUUCGCCAUCGGCGAGGAUGCAGUCGAGCGGACCAUCGAGUACAUUGCCAACGAGUUCGGAUUCCAGCCGCACGUCAGCUGGCGAAAACUGGACACCAAGGCGUCCCUGCCCCAGGAGAACUCCCUCAAGCACUACGAAUUCAAGUGGUUCAAUCAACCGGAGUGAAUUUCCCUAAAAACAUAGGUAGCCUUCUUCCCUCUACCCCCCUCUUGCUGUACAUAAAAACAUUUGUUAAUUUUCGAAUAAAAA